Molecule: messenger RNA, 459 nt
Organism: Trichomonas vaginalis G3
Lineage: Eukaryota; Parabasalia; Trichomonadida; Trichomonadidae
Product: spectrin binding
Exons: 1
Coding region: 1-459 (152 amino acids)
Source: RefSeq, a predicted model, not a curated record
AUGUCUACUCAAGUCAUUAAAAAAAAUAAAUACAGUGAAUUGAGAGAUAUCUAUUCAUAUCAUAUUGAUUCAUAUAAUGCGUUGUAUCAGUUAAAAACGAAAAAUGCAGAAGAACUAAACUCGAUUUACAAAAUGAUCAAAACAAAUUUGAUUGAAUCAAAGAAAUGUCGCCCACAAACUAUUAUAAGCGACAUUUUAAAUAUCAUUCCAUAUAAUAAUCGUUAUGCAAAGUCAUAUUUGGAACUUUCGAAACUCAUAUCUGAUGAUUAUCACAUCAAAGAAGUCAGAAAUAUACCAAUUAUUUCUAACUUCCUCUUUUAUAAAGAAUAUGGAAUUAAAUUAGAUACAUUAGCUGAUUUCGAAACAAUUAAAUUAGAAAAUCUUGAUAUCCUUUCGGAAGAUACAAUUUACAAAGCAAUUAUGGAUAAUAACAAAGAGCUAUUUAUAUCAUACACAUAA